Botrytis byssoidea is the source of this 852-nucleotide messenger RNA. RefSeq lists its product as uncharacterized. Bases 1 to 852 code for a protein of 283 amino acids. The transcript is spliced from 3 exons. Gene Ontology annotation, cellular component: endoplasmic reticulum; lipid droplet. The record is from RefSeq and is a predicted model, not a curated record. Gene Ontology annotation, biological process: phosphatidic acid biosynthetic process; triglyceride catabolic process. Lineage: Eukaryota; Fungi; Ascomycota; Leotiomycetes; Helotiales; Sclerotiniaceae. Gene Ontology annotation, molecular function: triacylglycerol lipase activity; acylglycerone-phosphate reductase (NADP+) activity.
AUGCCUGAGAAAACUGUUAUUAUCACAGGCUGCAGUGAUGGUGGUAUCGGAAGUGCCCUCGCGCUUAAAUUCCAGAAAUUGGGGUUUCAAGUAUUUGCCAGCGCUCGAGACGUGUCCAACAUGUCAGCGCUCGAGGGCUUAUCUAACAUAAUCUACUUGGUGCUCGAUGUAACGAACCCUCAACAGCUUCAUAACGCGGUGAAGCUUGUCCGCAACAGAUGUGGGGGCUCUCUUGAUAUUCUUAUAAACAAUGAUGGUCAUAAAUAUUUUUCGCCAGUGCUCGAUAUCGAUUUAGCUGAAGCGAAGAAAAUCUACGAUAUCAAUGUUUGGAGCCCUUUGAUGCUUAUUCAGAAGUUUGCGCCGCUUGUUAUUUCAGCAAAAGGAUCGAUCAUCAACAUCACUUCUAUCUCAGGCUACGUGAAUGUUCCCUAUAUGGGACUCUAUGCGGCAUCAAAAAGAUCUUUAGAGAUUCUCAGCGAAACGCUACGCCUUGAAAUUCAACCAUUUGGCAUUCAUGUGUCAUCUAUUGUCACUGGUGCGGUUCAAACAAAUGGACAGACUCAUUUUGAUGACAGGAAGCUUCCCCAUGACCCUUUGUACAAGCUUAUUGAGAAUACUAUACACAAUAGAGCUCGCGCCGGUGAUGGUGUUCUCCGGAUAAACACAGUGGAGUAUGCAGAGCAAGUUGUGAAUAGUAUUGUCGGCCGAAAAUGUAAUGGAAGGUUUUGGUGUGGCACAAACGCAACACAGACUAAGUUUGGAUCAGCUAUAACACCACAAGGGGUUUCGGAUGGCUUCAUGGUGAUGGGGUACGUGUGGGAUGAACUUGCAAGCAAAUCGAAGGAGAAUUAA